Molecule: messenger RNA, 905 nt
Organism: Rhincodon typus (whale shark)
Lineage: Eukaryota; Metazoa; Chordata; Chondrichthyes; Orectolobiformes; Rhincodontidae
Product: huntingtin-like
Exons: 6
Cellular component (GO): nucleus; cytoplasm
Source: RefSeq, a predicted model, not a curated record
ACAGUUAUGAGUCAGCCACAUUGCUGUGGGUCUGGAGUCACGUGUUGGCCAGACUAGCCAAGGAUGGCAGUUCACAUAUGUGCGGAGUAAUGGUUUCUGGCAGUGAGGAAUCCACACCUUCCAUAAUCUACCACUGUGUCUUGCGUGGGAUGGAAAGACUUCUUCUCUCAGAGCAGCUUUCACGUUUGGAUGGAGAGGCCUUGGUGAAGCUCAGUGUGGAUAGAUUGAACAUGCACAGCCCUCAUCGAGCCAUGGCUGCCCUAGGACUGAUGCUGACCUGCAUGUAUACAGGCAAAGAAAAGAACAGCCCGAGUCAGAGUUCAGAAACCGAUAGCACAGUGCCAGACAACGAGUCCGUUAUUGUGGCAAUGGAGCGGGUUUCCGUCCUCUUUGACAGAAUCAGGAGGGGCUUCCCUUGUGAGGCAAGGGUUGUGGCACGCAUCCUUCCACAGUUCCUUGAUGACUUCUUCCCACCUCAAGACGUGAUGAACAAAGUUAUUGGAGAAUUUAUUUCCAAUCAGCAGCCCUAUCCACAAUUCAUGGCCACAGUGGUUUACAAGGUGUUUCAGACUUUACACAAUACUGGGCAGUCUUCCAUGGUGAGGGAUUGGGUAAUGCUAUCGCUUUCAAACUUCACACAACGAACACCAAUAGCAAUGGCAAUGUGGAGCCUCUCCUGUUUUUUCGUUAGUGCUUCAACCAGUGCAUGGAUCUCAGCUCUCCUCCCCCACAUUAUCAGCCGAAUGGGUAAGGCUGAACAAGUGGAUAUAAAUCUCUUCUGCUUGUUGGCAAUGGACUUCUACAGGAAACAGAUUGAUGAGGAGCUAGAUCGCCGUGCCUUCCAGUCAGUCUUUGAAAUGGUGGCAACCCCUGGCAGCCCCUAUCACCAGCUGUUGACUUGCUUG